Messenger RNA from Cornus florida, 1867 nucleotides. RefSeq lists its product as uncharacterized. The coding region runs from base 207 to 1763 and encodes 518 amino acids. The record is from RefSeq and is a predicted model, not a curated record. Lineage: Eukaryota; Viridiplantae; Streptophyta; Magnoliopsida; Cornales; Cornaceae. The transcript is spliced from 2 exons.
AAAUCUCCAAAAAUCUACUAUAAGUACUCCAGCCCUUGGAUCUUUCCUCGUGUAUCUCUAAUCUGAUUGUGAAGUCGCCGAAAGAUCUGCAUCAAAUAUCAUUGUCUGGAGUGGAGCUUGCAAGUUUCAUCACUUAUAUACACUAUACAUACAGAUAAUUUGGAAUAAAGCAAGAAAGGUUACAUAUUGUGGCCAAAAAUCUUGAGAUGGCGGACAAGUCUGAAGCUAUUGUUAAAGGAGAAGAAAAAAAGGUGAAGGAAGAAGUUCAUCUCGAAGUUGAGAGCAAGAUUAAAGAACCAAGUGAAGCGAAGGAGGAAAAGACUGAGAUGGAGCUUGAAGUGAAGACCAAAUCACUGAAGGAAGAGCAGCCAAAAUGCAAGGAAAGCAAUGAGAAAAAACAUAAGGAGAAAGAGAAGAAGAAGAAGAAGAAGAAAGAUGAUGAUGAUGAUGAGCAGAAAGAGAUAGAGAAAGAGGAUAAAAAGAAAGAACCAAAAUCAAAGGAAAAAGAGGAGAAGAAAGAGAAAAAAGACAAGGAAGUUAAGGAGAAGAAGAAGAAGAAAGAUGAUGAUGAGGAGCACAAAGAGAAAGAGGAGAAAAAGAAGGAACCAAAGGUGAAGGAAAAAGAUAAGGAAGUUAAGGAGAAGAAGAAGAAAGAUGAUGAUGAGGAGCAGAAAGAGAAAGAGGAGAAAAAGAAGGAACCAAAGGCGAAGGAAAAAGAUAAGGAAGUUAAGGAGAAGAAGAAGAAGAAAGAUGAUGAUCACGAGCAGAAAGAGAAAGAGGAGAAAAAGAAGGAACCAAAGUCUAAGGGAAAACAUGAGAAAGAGAACAAAGAUAAGGAAUGCAAGGAGAAAGAACAAAAGAAGAAGAAGAAAACAGAUGAUGACGAGGAGGAGCAGAAAGAGAUAGAGAAAGAGGAGAAAAAGGAACCUAGAAAGUCGAAGGAGAAAGAAGAGGAAAAAGAUAAGGAAGUCAAGGAGAAGGGAAAAACGAAGAAGAAGAAAGAUGAUGCAGGGGAGGAAGAGGAAGUAGAGGUGAAGAAGAAGGAUGAAGUUGGGGAUUCGGAGGAUAAAGAAGAUGAAGAGGAAGAGGAAGAGAAAAAAGGGAAAAAGGAAAAAGGAAAGAAAGAGAAGAAGGAAGAUGAAGUAACAAUGGAAUGCAAAGAUGAAGAUAAGGAAAAGAAGAAGAAGAAGCAUAAAGAUGAUGAGAAAGAUGAAGUGAAGAAAACAGACAAGAAAGGGAAGAAGGAUAAAGAAAAAAAGGUCAAGGACAAGGAGGGGUUGGGGGAACAAUCCAAUGAGGAAAUAGAAGAAGAAGAUAAAGAAGAGGUGAAGAAGAAGAAGAAAGAUAAAGAAAAGAAACAUAAGAAGCAGGAGGAGGAGGAUGUAGAUGAGAAGAAGGGCAAAGGUGAAGUUACCUCAAGGGACAUUAAAAUAAAUGAAAAUGAGAAAGAAUCAGAUGGUCAAGCAGAUGGAAAACAAAAAGAAAAGGGAAAGAAUGGUAAGGAUAAGAAAGAGAAGGACAAGAAGGACAAGUGUGAAAAGAAAAGGAAACUCGAGGACAAAAGCAAGGGCAAGGAUCAUGGCAAGCUGAAACAGAAAUUAGAGAAGAUCGACGCCAAACUGGUAGCCCUCCAACAGAAAAAGGCUGACAUCAUGAAGCUGAUUAAAGAAGCCGAGGGUGAGAGUCAAGUCACCGCUGAGAAGCCCAAAGAUACAGAAGAGAAGCUCAAAGAAACGGAAGUGGCCACAGACAAGGUGGCAUAGCAGUAUGUGGUAGACACUUUCUACUGCACUUUUGGCAAUUUUGUUACAUAUCUUGUUUGUACUUAUCUAUGGUUUUGUGUAAUAUAAAAUAUAGUACUUCUUAA